Molecule: messenger RNA, 986 nt
Organism: Eufriesea mexicana
Lineage: Eukaryota; Metazoa; Arthropoda; Insecta; Hymenoptera; Apidae
Exons: 4
Coding region: 171-986 (271 amino acids)
Source: RefSeq, a predicted model, not a curated record
UAAUCCCAUUUCUUUUUGUGCGUACGAGUCACCGCGUGAUUGUAACUCCAUUCGUCGAAGAGUAUUACGUGGGUAUACACACGAUGAAUAUCAAUAAGGACUCUAAGGUCGUUCAUACUUAUUGAAAAAGGGCGGAGAACGGUCGUAAGCAAGUCAGAACACUUUUAGAGAUGGCCAGGAACAUCCUUUGUGCGGUACUGUUGUGUUUUAUGUCGCUAGUGGCGUGGGCAGACGAUCGCGUGCUUCUCACCGAGGAAGACGAACGACGAUGGAACACACCACCUGAACUCAUACCAGAGCAAGUCAUGAAGACGCCUGAUGCGAAGAACGGACGAUCCUUGUCUAUUCCCAUCACGACGAAUAUUAACGUUAAUACAGGAAACAAUGCACACUCUUUGAGCUUCCAAGUAAGUCCGGAGGGCGCCAGCUACUUCGAGAGCAGCAACUUCGGUCGUCCAUUGUCUCAGGCGAGUGGGGCCAAUUCGUACAGCCAAUCAGUGUCCUUCUCUGCGGGAUUAACGGGAAUUUCUGGCGCUGUCAGUCAACAUUAUCCUAUAUAUGGUAAUCAAGGGAACGUCAACAGACCGGGGCUUGGUUUCGGUGGUAUAGUGGCUUCUGUGUCGGGAAGUAUCCAAAACAUACAUGCAGGUUCUACUGCUUCGUCUACUGUCGCUUCUAUUCAUUCUUCUGCUUCGUCAAAUGUAGCCACGAUUGGUUUAUCUCAAGGAACGACUGUCCGAUUUCCAGGACAAAGUCAAAGUCGACCAGUCUGGACUAAUAUUCGUCCUAACCACAAUAAUAACGGUCAUCCUUCCCGUAUGCCAAAAUUAGACAUCGAAGUGAAACCACAUGACGAACAAAACCGUGGACCAAUUAAAUUACACAUUUCAACGAAUGGAGCAAGAAAGUGUAAUAAUCAGCCAAAAAUUCAUAUUCAUAAAUGGCAACCAACAUACGGAGGAUACGACGAUGAUGAACAAAGAUGA